Theobroma umbraticum is the source of this 2960-nucleotide messenger RNA. RefSeq lists its product as uncharacterized. NCBI's taxonomy places the organism in Eukaryota, Viridiplantae, Streptophyta, Magnoliopsida, Malvales, Malvaceae. Gene Ontology annotation, molecular function: RNA binding. The record is from RefSeq and is a predicted model, not a curated record.
ACCGCCUUCGAGUCUCUCAUCGAUCAUGUUGUUCGUCAAAAUCCAUUGAAAAAAGUUCCAUUGUUUCUCCCGCUUUUGGCUUACGCUGCUCAAGUGUAUUUAGCCUUUCAAUUGCCAAUUUAGGAAAAAAGGAAAACGAAUUCGUUGUAUCGGAAUUGUAAAAAUAUGAGAAUUCGGAAUCAAGAUGCUGCCAAAUUGACGACCACGAGAAAGACGCCGUCGGCGAGGAAAUCUGCUGCAAAAACUCCAUCCAACUCAACAGAUGCUACUGCUGCUGCGGAAUCGACGUUUGUGAAAACGGCUGGGACAAAGCAGGGCUCCACAGCCAAAGCGAAGCAAAUGAAGAAUAAUGAAACGUCACCUGUGACUAUCGAUGGCUCUGAUUCUAAUCUUGAACGAUCAGCAGGUAUGAUGGAGGACUCUUUUGAAGAAGUUAAACCAUUAGCUGAAGCUACUAAAUUGACACCAGAGACCAAAGUUACAUCAGGCACUAAAUUAGUAGCAAAGAGAACACCUGGGAGACCGAAAACAGCUGCUUCUGCAAAAGCAAAGGCUGUCUCCAAGAAGACAGUGAAUUUAGGGGAAACAGCCAAGGAGGUUGUAGAAUCACCAAGGAGGUCUGGAAAAAAGGAUUUGGAGUGUGGAAAGAAAGCGGAACUUGCUUUUGAAAAGGUUGGAGAACCAGCGGAAAGAGUAAACGUUGAUGAAGCUGAAAUGAAAGAAAUUUUGGAGGGGCAAGAAACUGUUGGAAAAGAUUAUGGAAAGUCUACAGUGGAGGAGGAUGUACCUUGUGAGGAAGAAAGUGAAGAGUAUGUAAUGAAAGAGCAGUCACAACAAGUUAGUGGUAAGGAGCCAAAGGUUUUGGACCUUAAUGAAGAAGGAAGCAGCAAAGGUGAGUUGCAUAGAGAAUGUGUGCAGAUGGAGCAGGAUAGGUAUGGAGGUAUUGAUGAGUUGGAGGAGUACGCUGACAGAGUGGAUUUUGGAGAUCAUGAUGAUGAAGACCUUGCAGAUGAUGAUGUAGAGGAACCUAUUGAAGAAACUGAGGCAUUCGAACAGGAGCGCAAAGAACUAACCGCCAUUGCAAAAGAACGUAAAAUUAAGAAAGAGCAUGAGAUUUUUGUUGGUGGAUUGGAUCGAGAUGCUGUUGAGGAGGAUUUGAGACAGGUUUUUGAGAAAAUUGGUGAAGUUGUUGAAGUCAGGUUGCAUAGGAAUCCAACAACCAACAAGAACAAGGGAUAUGCGUUUGUGAAAUUUGCAAAUAAAGAGCAUGCAAAGCAUGCAUUGCUAGAAAUGAAGAACCCUGUGAUAUGUGGGAAGCGAUGUGGGACAGCACCUAGUGAAGACAAUGACACAUUGUUUUUGGGCAAUAUUUGCAAUACAUGGACAAAGGAAGCUAUCAAACAAAAGCUUAAAGAAUAUGGUAUUGAAGGUGUUGAAAAUACUACUCUUGUCCCAGAUGUUCAAAAUGAAGGGUUGAGCCGUGGUUUUGCAUUUUUAGAGUUCUCUUGCCAUACUGAUGCCAUGCUUGCAUACAAAAGACUUCAGAAGCCUGAUGUUGUUUUUGGACACCCCGAAAGAACUGCUAAAGUAGCUUUUGCAGAACCUUUACGUGAGCCUGAUCCAGAGAUAAUGGCCACAGUGAAGACUGUAUUUCUCGAUUCACUUCCUCCUCAUUGGGAUGAAGACCGUGUGAGGGAAAAACUCAAAGGUUAUGGGGAGAUUGUGCGAAUUGUAUUGGCCCGGAACAUGUCAACUGCUAAGAGAAAGGAUUUUGGAUUUGUUGAUUUCUCUACCCAUAAUGCUGCUACAGCUUGUGUAGAUGGUGUGAAUAAGACACAGCUGGAUGAUGGGAACUCAAAGUCAAAAGUCAGAGCAAGGCUAUCAAAUCCAAUGCCUAAAACACAAGCUAUAAAGGGUGGAAUGUGUGGUGGAUUUCGAAUUGGAAGUGGAAGCAAUGGCUCAUUUUCAAGAUUUGGGAGAGGUUUUGGGCGAGUUGGACAUCGCUUUAACUCGAAAAGUUUCCAACAUGGCCGCUAUUUCUAUCAACAUGAACGUGGUCGAACUAGUAGAAUGGGUGCAAAUGAGCAUGACUAUGACGAUCGAUAUUCUGAGUACCAUGGAAGGCAUAUAAUGGGUCAAGGAGAAAGAAGGGGUUCUUUCGGUGAUGCUUAUCAUGGAUCCAGUAGAGAUGCUCCAACUGUUGGCCCUUCAAGAUAUAAUUUCAGUAGGUCUUGGUAUGAUGUCCCUGACAGAGCAUGGAGGGAGCACGGUCCACUUAGGAGGCAACCAUUUUCCCCUGAACGUGUCUUUGACAGACCUUAUGGUGGAAGGCAAUAUGAUGAUCCUUAUUAUUACGAUGAACGUGCACAUGGCAUGAAGAGGCCGUUUUAUAUGACAGACCAUGAUCCUGAAUACAUGGAGCCUCAUAGAAUCCGUCCACGAUUGGAGCAUCCGUAUCCAGAAGUCCCAUUUCAUGAAACCCGCCAUCGUGACACUCAUGCAGCUGGUAGUGGUCUCUACUCCCAUGAUUAUUAUGGUUCUGAUUAUGGUGCAUAUCCACCAUACUGUGGGGCUGAUCGUUCCUAUGGUGGCGGCUACUAGUAGUGGGCUGAAGAACUGUCGAUGCAGCACAUUGGUGAUGGACAGAGGCUUACUGUUGAAAAAUGCAGUUGAAGCUGCCUUUUCAUUUUGUUUCUAUUUUUGGGUUUUUUUAUCUGUGUUUCUUAUGCUCCUACCUCUUUUUUUCCUUAGAUCUCUUUCUAUUAAUUUUAAACAGACCUAAAGCUUUGAUGUGUCUACCGUAGGUUGUCUCUUAGGGACUUAAUAAAGAAACUGGUGCAAUUUAUGUACAAUGGAGAUUGAGGAUUUCUGAUACAGUUUACCAUACUGAAUAGUAUAUGGAAAUAGACUUCCUGGUAUGUUUAUUGUUGAGGUAAUGGAUCAAACAUAUCUACUAGUGA